Messenger RNA from Cydia amplana, 2279 nucleotides. RefSeq names its product E3 ubiquitin-protein ligase RNF8-like. Lineage: Eukaryota; Metazoa; Arthropoda; Insecta; Lepidoptera; Tortricidae. Gene Ontology annotation, molecular function: single-stranded DNA binding; ubiquitin protein ligase activity; zinc ion binding. The record is from RefSeq and is a predicted model, not a curated record. The coding region runs from base 117 to 2279 and encodes 720 amino acids. Gene Ontology annotation, biological process: protein monoubiquitination; DNA damage tolerance. The transcript is spliced from 12 exons.
UUUUCGAAUCAAUGCUUUAUACUGGAUUUUCGUAAUUUGUUAUUUUAAAAUAACUCAAUAAUUUGUGUGUAUCGAUGCAAAUGUACUUGCUGUACACUAUUUUAUGAAUCUUCGAAAUGGAAGAUCAGUUUCCGAUACUAUGUUCCUCAAAACCUUUAAAGCCAGAAUUUGUAAAAUUCCAAAGAAUCGCAAUUACCUCUGAAGACUUCAAACUUGGUCGUGGUCUUCAAAACUCAGUCGUUAUACCGUUCGUUUGUCUGUCUAGAGAUCACUGUGUGUUUAAGAAAAUAGACGAUAACUGGAUAUUAGAAGACUGCAGUUCCUUUGGCAUUGAGGUAAAUGGAAACAAACUAGGCAAAGGCCAAAAGCGCAAACUAAACAAUCAUGAUGUCAUAAAGCUAGAAUCUUCCAAUGAAUUUGUGUACAAAUUCGUGAGUACAAGCAGUGAACAGUCGACGCCGUGUAAGAGAAGAAAACUAGAGGCAGAUGAGAACCAUGAUUUCAUUGAUAAUGUCAAGAAGAAAUUUGAGGAAUCCCAGAGUUGUGAAAUACAGCAUAUUGAGGAGAAAAUCCAGACUGCGAAACACAUGCAGACCACUAGUAAGAGAUUAAAAGAGCAGUUACAGUUAGAUUUGAGUAGAAAAGAGCAGCAGUUGCAUGAUGAUUACGCGGCUCAGAUAAAGAAGUUGAAAGGGCAGCAGGAUGAGGUGGAGCAGCAGAAGGCGCUGCUCAUCGAGGAGCGGGACCUGCAGUUAGCAGCCGUUAAAGUGGAAAUGGAGGGGAAAAUUGAAUCCUUAAUGGAGCAAAUAUCCAAACAUAAUGAAACCGAGUCAGAACUGAUUCAAGAAAAUAAUGCUCUCAAAGAGAAGUUGUUAAAGGAGAGAGACGAGUUCCUAUCCGAGCUGAACCGAGAGAGUUCCUCCAAGCAGGAGAUGCUGGACAAAUUGGAAGCCAGGAUACGGGAGCAGGAGGAAGUGCGGCUGAAGGAAAAGAAGGAGUUGGAGGAUACGCUGCGGAGAGAGACUGAACAACUUAGGCUUGCUAAAGAAAAGGAACUAAAAGAAUUAGAAGAACAGAAACUACUCAGAGAAAAAGAAUUACAAGAAGAAUUAACAAGUAUAAAGAAUAAUCUCGCAAAACAAAUAGAGUUACAUGAAAAUGAUCAGCGAAGAGCGGAACAACUCCUCAACCAGCAGAAGGAACAGCUCCAGAAACUCACUGAUGAGGAGAAAUCAAAGAUUAGACAACUAAUUGAGGAGCGUGCGGAAAUCGAAAAGAAACUUGCUGUGGCUGAAGCUGAUGCCGGCAAGUCCAUACAGACGUUAGAGGAACAUGUAAAGAAACGUGAGAUAGAACUAUCAGCACUAGCGGCCGACCGGAUCCAGCAGCAAGCAGAGCAGUCCAGCGAGGUCAUCAGCUCCCUACAGGCGCAGCUGGAGAAGGUGCGAAACCAGCUACAAUCCGUAGAAACCGAAAAGAAAUCCCUCCUCGAGAGCCUCACGGUGACCUGCGUGGGCGAGGGCUCUAAAAGUGCCGACGUCGAAGACAUCAUAGAAACGGAGCUGCAGUGCAGCAUCUGUUCUGAACUCUUUAUUAAUGCCAUGACCCUGGGCUGCUCGCACAGCUUCUGCAAGUACUGCAUCGACAAGUGGAAGAAGAAUAAACGAGAAUGUCCCAUUUGCAGGACGGUCAUAACAUCUGAAUGCAAGAGCAUAGUACUGGACUCGCUAAUCGAGCGAAUGAUGCAAACAUCGGAAGACACCAAACAGAAACGACAAGAGAUCCUUAACGCGAGAGCAGAGCUGGCGGCUAAGGAGGCGACCACUUCCUACGCCGGGACCACUCGCGGAGGUAAUUCAGAUGACGACUCCUCAACCGCCAGCGAGAGCGACAACGACGGGGAGGACUCGUGGCCGGAGGAGGACUACCAGAACUACGACGACGAAUACUGGGGCCCCGCCGACGACUACGACCACCCCCUCGACGUAUUCUUCGGGCGCGGCGGGCGCUACUUCCGCGACUACCGCGGCCACUACUCGUCCAGCUCCGAUUCCGACAGUGGAUCUGACUUGGAUUCCGACCCCGCCGCCGCCGACGCGGGAGCUGCGCGCGGUGCGGCUGCCGCGGGGGGUGGUGCCGAUGGCGAACGGGAUGUUGCAAGUGUCCGCCGGCGGCGGCGCUACGUCCCGGGGCUCCCCGGCGCCUACUACGGCGGCUACGGGCGCUGCUUCCGCUGCCGCGCCCGGGGCCACUGGGCGCCCGGCUGCCCCAACCGGUAA